AUGUCCCGCAACGUCCGCCAAAAAUACCCCUCCACCCUGGCCCGUCCCCCGAACCGCCGCCGCGGCUCCGACUCGUCCUCCUGCUUCGACCUCUCCGACGACGACGGCUACUCGGCCGUCGAGGAAGUGAGCGAUUCCGAAGACGACGACGAGGAAGAUGUCAACGCGGCCGAGGAGGAGAACAUCUUGACCGAGGCCACCGUCGGGCCCGCUCACGCUCCUCGACCGCAGCUCGUCCCCGUUGUCGAUGGCGACGACGACGAGGAUGACGACGACGACGAAGAAGAAGUAGAAGAAGAAGACGACGAAGACGACGACGACGACGGCGACGACGACGACGAAGACGACGACGACCAAGAUGGACAGCACCAGCUCGGAGAUGCCGACGAGAGCACGAGCUGGGCCGGCAUCGUCUCCGAGGUCGAGGCCGUCUCCGACUUGUACCCCGAGCCCAACGCCUUUGCCUCGGACGUGGCCGUCGAGCGCCAUGUCCGCUUCGACGUGCCCUCGAGCGACUCCGACUCGACCGACACGGAAGACGACCACGGCGACCUCUUCCCCGACAUAUUCGUCUCCCAAAACUCCCUGGACCCCUCCUUCCGCCGCGAGAUUGAGCAUGAUCCCGACGAGUCGUCGGGGUCCGGCUCCUUCUGGGACUUCAACGGCCAGUACGACGAGCGUCAAGACUCGGACGCCGAAGAGGUCAUCCGCGAGCUCUUGGACGACGAGACGCCCAGGGCGACGUCCAAGGUCGCCCAGCUCGACCCGACCCCCUUUACGCCGGCGUUUGAGGAAAACCUCGAACUCGACGGCUACGAAAGUGAGCAUCCUCUUCUCUUUUUUGUUUUUGCUUUCGUUUCAUUUUGUCUGGGUUGUUUUGGGCCGGCCGUCGCCCCUGCCGCGUCGUGCCCAAUCGCUUACCUCGUACCUCCAGCCGACGGUGACACCACCGAAGAGGACAUUCCCGAGCCGCCCGUCCGCCGAAAGACGCGCCGGCCGUCCAACCACGUGAGCGAGGACUCGGAUUCCGAUGCCGAGUCGGCCGCCAAGCCGCAGCGCGGCCAGCCGCGCGUCGGCCGCUUCAACCUCGACCGCCGGGACAAGAAGCCCAUCGCCGUGCUGAACCCGCUGACGCGCAAGAUGAUGAUCUUCACCCCCCACCGCCGCCGCCAGCUCGACCUCUCCCCGGAGCAGUUCAACUUCACCUGGGGCCUCGAGGAGCAGUCGUCGCCUCUGCUCAGCAGCUCGGCCAACAUGAUGCUCAGCGCCAUGUUCUCCUCCAACACCUUUGGCGACUUUGUCAACGCCCAGACCAUGGGCCCCGCCGAGGCCUUUUUCCCCUUUCACUCGGACGCCAACACGGCCGACGACGACUCGGCCGCCCCGAGCGUCCGCGGCGACGAGGACGAGGCCGAGAAGAAGCUCGACAUUAGCGACUUCAUCACCUGGGACGGCGAGUCCUCGGCCGACGAGGGCGACGGCAGCUGGGAGCCGGCCUCGACGCCCGUCAGGCCCACGGCGGCCCCGACGACGACGACGACGACGACGACGACGACGACGGAGCGCGAGGUCCUGUCGCACCUCAACUCGGACACGGUCGGCGCCUUUCGCCGCAACCAGAUCAACCAGCAGUUGAUCCUGAGCAGCCAGGCGACGCAGGACUCGCUCGCCUUCAGCGGCCCCUACAACUACACCGCCAUCAAGGGCCUCAAGUCGGACAGGUUCGACACGGCCGGCAUCCCCCUGACGCCCAUGCGCCGCCAGAAGAAGCAGAUGAGCGACGUCGCCCGCAGCCCGCUCGAGUCGGCGUCGGCCAAGCGCAAGGCCUCGACGGACGCCGGCGCCGCAGGCGGCCACAAGAAGCAUCGAAGCAUAUCCGACGUCAACCUGCUGCGCAUAUGA
Drechmeria coniospora is the source of this 1902-nucleotide messenger RNA. RefSeq lists its product as uncharacterized. The record is from RefSeq and is a predicted model, not a curated record. Bases 1 to 1902 code for a protein of 633 amino acids. Lineage: Eukaryota; Fungi; Ascomycota; Sordariomycetes; Hypocreales; Ophiocordycipitaceae. The transcript has a single exon.